This is a messenger RNA of Lagopus leucura (white-tailed ptarmigan), 1082 nucleotides long. RefSeq names its product basic helix-loop-helix transcription factor scleraxis-like. Gene Ontology annotation, molecular function: DNA-binding transcription factor activity, RNA polymerase II-specific; protein dimerization activity; RNA polymerase II transcription regulatory region sequence-specific DNA binding. The record is from RefSeq and is a predicted model, not a curated record. Gene Ontology annotation, biological process: developmental process; regulation of transcription by RNA polymerase II. NCBI's taxonomy places the organism in Eukaryota, Metazoa, Chordata, Aves, Galliformes, Phasianidae. The coding region runs from base 1 to 408 and encodes 135 amino acids. The transcript is spliced from 2 exons.
AUGAAGGCCGCCGACGGGGCGGCGGGCGCCGGGCAGCAACGGGCAGGAGACGGCGGCGGAACCGCGGGGCGACCACCGGUCGGGAACGGCGGGAGGCGGAGGAGGCGAAGGGAGGGAGGCGGCAGGCAGCGAGCGGCGGCUAACGCCCGGGAGCGGGACCGCACGCACAGCGUCAACACGGCUUUCGGCGCCUUGCGGACGCUCAUCCCCACCGAGCCGGCAGACCGCAAGCUGUCCAAAGUGGAGACGCUGCGCCUGGCUUCCAGCUACAUCUCGCACCUGGCCAACGUGCUGCGACUGCAGAGCCCCGCCGCCCCGCAGCCCUGCCCGCAGCGCCCCAUCUGCACCUUCUGCCUCAGCGAGCAGCGCAAGAGGCACCGAGAGGCCGAGGGGCCGCUGGCGGUGUGAGCUGCAGACCGAGAAGCUCGCGGCGGAGGGAAGCAGAAUCCUGCAGCGCCCUCCGACAGUUACUUCUUCAGCCCUCGCGCUUCGGUUUGCGCCUCUGCGGGUUUGUUCGUGGGCACCGUGAGCAUGAAACCGAACCCUGCGGACACGCUUGCACCUGGCACAGCAGCUAUUUUCGCACAAGAAACGUUAAACCUGAGCAUCCCGGCGGCCCCGUUGCCUCCCCAACCUGUGUCACAUGGUGGAACCUGACCCGCCCCACGCACCGCCGGCAGGGGCUGACACGAGGCCGCCCACUCCUCCGCACGACCCCAUCAGCAGCCCCAGGGAAACGUUCCUUUGGUGUGUGGGAAGCUCCCACUGCCAGCACUUCGUGCCCCAGCCCGGCAGCACGUGAUGCUUUUCCCUUCUUAACAGAGCAGCUCCCCCCCAGCCCUCCUAAUAGCAACGGGUAUUGGUAUGACUGGCAGCAACUGUGUGAUAGAGGGGGGUUCCCAAGGGCUCUCUAAAAUUACCCAUUACCCAGGCAGUUCCUAUGUUGUGCCUGUACAACACUGGUAUCACCUGUCUCCCUGCCAUUUAUUAGCUUGCAUACUGCGUGCUUGCUUUUCAACAAAACUAAAAAGCAGAUGUGCAUGGGAUGGUUUUUGUCCAUGAAUAAAGUGGCAAGCUAGACA